UAAAUCCGGGAGGUUAGUUAACUCGGGUGAAGGUAGCAAGCCUCUUGGGCGCCAGGGUCGACUCAGUUCUAAGUGCUCUGUCAGGCGACCCGCGGUGCCUUAACUCGGAGUCGGACGCCUAGUGAGCAACUCUAUAGUAUAGUUGUUCCCCAGGCCUCUGCUGAACACUUGAGGUCUAGUACCAAGGGGACGUUACCUCUCUCACACACACGUACACGCCCCGUUCACCCCAGUCGGUUAGGGGAGCGGACAGUUUUCGGGAGUGUGGCGGACCUGGGGUUUGGCUUAAGUGAGUUGACUGUGUCAAAGGGGGAAAAAAAAGGCGCCUUCGCGGCGGAGAUACAGGUCCCUACUUAGGGUUUCGGAGGCGGAAUCUUGCGCCCGGAGGGGGCCGCACAUAACUUUCCGAUCCGAAAAGCACCGAAAGGCGGAAACAAAACAAAACAAAAAACCCCCCAACGAUCCGUCAUGCCAACUAAGCUAGGGGGCUCUGAGAAGGCAACAAGGCGUUCCGGGGGCGGCGGGGCGGCGGGGCCAAACAGAAGGUUGAGGUUCAAUUCGGGAGCUAGAAAGCGUAGAAAGAGUGUUUCGCGGGUAGCGCGUUCCAAGGGAGCGAAGGGCUGAGGAGGAACAUUCUGACACAGUUGCGCUCAAAACUAACUCUCACCCUGAAAGAAAGGAAAAACAAGCCAGGGAAAACUGUUGGCAAACUGGAAAGUAGAAAGGGAGGCGGGUGGGCGGGGGUAGGGGGGAUUCUGCCCAAGCCAAUCAGUGGCGCUAGGGCCGAUGACGUCACAGCCAAUGGACAGCCAGCGCGGGACUUUCAAUUACUGAUCCGCCCAAUCGGGAAAAGACUGUGCCUAUAAAGACCGCUGCGGCGGGCUGGAUCCCGGUUCCUUUCCUUGCGCGUCGCUGCGCCGGUGAGCUCGUGUCUCGGUUCGCUAUGGCCCGUACAAAGCAGACUGCCCGUAAGUCGACCGGUGGCAAGGCCCCGCGGAAGCAGCUGGCCACCAAGGCGGCCCGCAAGAGCGCGCCGGCCACCGGCGGCGUCAAGAAGCCGCACCGCUACCGGCCGGGCACCGUGGCCCUGCGGGAGAUCCGGCGCUACCAGAAGUCGACCGAGCUGCUGAUCCGCAAGCUGCCCUUCCAGCGGCUGGUGCGCGAGAUCGCGCAGGACUUCAAGACCGACCUGCGCUUCCAGAGCUCGGCCGUGAUGGCGCUGCAGGAGGCGAGCGAGGCCUACUUGGUGGGGCUGUUUGAAGACACGAACCUGUGCGCUAUCCACGCCAAGCGCGUGACUAUCAUGCCCAAAGACAUCCAGCUGGCCCGCCGCAUCCGUGGGGAGCGGAGCCACCCACAACUGCACUUGGAAGAAGCUGUGCCACUUGGCCGUGCUCUCCCGGCGGACCCUCGCAUACCCCGGGAGGAGAGGCUGUUAGAGCGGGCAGAGCGUUGGGCUCCAACAGAUAGGCUAAAGAAAGGCCAGGUAUCUGGCCUAGUCCCCUGCUUGCUGGCCGCCUUCCGGGGUGUCAAGAUCUUUGAGUUUGGUCAGUCGGAUUCUCUGGCCUGGCGAGCUUGCCGCUGCGUUCUUGGGCGCGGCCAGGGCGCCCAGUUUCGCUUCUUGGAGGCAGCCACGGGUCCUCCCGUAGGGUCGGGCUCUUCUAGGGCGUCUUCGUACUCGACCUUGGCCCAGAACUGUAAUCUGUCCCGGGUGGGGAGUGGGGGGGUGGGGGGGUGGGAGGUGCGGGCUGUUAGGCCAGGCGGAGUCACUAGGGGACGCUCAGGAUUCGCGGGCUUGAGCGCGCGGAGGCUGGCCUUCAGGCAGCUGAGAGCCGCGCGCAGGUCUGACCUCCUCACCCCCGCCGGAAAGGGCCCCGCCCCGCGUGGCUCUCCGCCUCCGGCGGGAAAUCGCCAUCUCGGUGACCGCGUCCCUAAUGACAUUCUCCAGGAACACCUUCAACACACCUCGGGUCUCUUCGUAAAUGAGGCCGGAGAUGCGCUUGACCCCCCCGCGCCGAGCAAGACGCCGGAUGGCGGGCUUGCUAUCAUGGCGCGUACAAAGCAGACUGCCCGGAAGUCGACUGGUGGCAAGGCCCCACGGAAGCAGUUGGCCACCAAGGCGGCCCGCAAGAGCGCGCCGGCCACUGGCGGCGUCAAGAAGCCGCACCGCUACCGGCCGGGCACCGUGGCUCUGCGGGAGAUCCGGCGCUACCAGAAGUCGACCGAGCUGCUGAUCCGCAAGCUGCCUUUCCAGCGGCUGGUGCGCGAGAUCGCGCAGGACUUCAAGACUGAUCUGCGCUUCCAGAGCUCGGCCGUGAUGGCGCUGCAGGAGGCGAGCGAGGCCUAUCUGGUGGGGCUGUUUGAAGACACGAACUUGUGCGCUAUCCACGCCAAGCGCGUGACCAUCAUGCCCAAAGACAUCCAGCUGGCCCGCCGCAUCCGCGGGGAGCGGGCUUAA
Messenger RNA from Globicephala melas (long-finned pilot whale), 2458 nucleotides. NCBI's taxonomy places the organism in Eukaryota, Metazoa, Chordata, Mammalia, Artiodactyla, Delphinidae. The record is from RefSeq and is a predicted model, not a curated record.